AUGGAGUUGCCUUUGGCUGAGAUGGGGAAGACUGGGGAGCAGCGGGGAGCCAAGUGGGUGUGGACACUUGCGCGGGCCCGGCGGGGUCAAAUGGCCGCGGGCUGGCGCCCCCUGGCGGGGGAAGGGGAACAGCCUGCGGAGGGUGACAGGUUCAUCCACGAGCCGGACCUGGCCUUGAUGCGGCGGGCGGACUUGAUUGUGGCAGAAGUGACCCAGCCGGCGUUGGGUGUAGGCUCCGAGGUGGGCCGGGCCGAGGCCUUCAAUAAGCGAAUCCUGUGCCUGAUCCGCCGGAAGUCUGGCCAAGUGCUCUCGGCCAUGAUCCGCAGAGCAGCCGACGGCUCCCGGUUCCAGGUGUGGGACUACGCGGUGGGCGAGGCGGAAGUCAUGCUGGACCGAUACUUUGCAGCUAAUUCUCCCGAGCAGCCGGCUUCCUCCCUUGAUCCAACCCCUUGACUUCACCCCGUCAUUAAGUUCUUCAGACCCCCGACUCUGCUCUGUACCGUUCCUCCCCGAAA
Myotis davidii is the source of this 515-nucleotide messenger RNA. It is a transcript of the gene DNPH1, whose product is annotated as 2'-deoxynucleoside 5'-phosphate N-hydrolase 1. Gene Ontology annotation, biological process: deoxyribonucleoside monophosphate catabolic process. Gene Ontology annotation, molecular function: 5-hydroxymethyl-dUMP N-hydrolase activity. The transcript has 5 exons. Bases 1 to 453 code for a protein of 150 amino acids. NCBI's taxonomy places the organism in Eukaryota, Metazoa, Chordata, Mammalia, Chiroptera, Vespertilionidae. Gene Ontology annotation, cellular component: nucleus. The record is from RefSeq and is a predicted model, not a curated record.